AUGUCUUCGUCUCGCUCCUCAUCAUCGUCUAUACCCGGCAACGAAUCACAGGCCGACAACGGUGCUCAAAACAACAUACCCCAGGAUGACGGAGGUUACGCGCCUUGUGGGCCUUAUCUAGAAAGUGUAGACCCCGACUAUUUGAAGCGUUUGGAGCAGGAAAAACAACGAGCAAACCCAAUGCUCGUGUUUGUGUUCCCCUUGAGAAGAGCAAGACCAGUGAAAAACAGAAAUAUGGCCAUUCGCCUGGCCGUCCCCGGCGCAGCUCGACGGACGGCGCUUUUUUCGGGCCGACGACGGCGAUGCUUCUCCAGCACGCGUGCUGCCAGCGCGGACUUCACUCAUGCGGUCAUCGGCGCUGGCGUUGUAGGACUCGCAGUCGCACGGCAAUUGGCGGCCAGAGAGGGCACGUCGACGAUACUGCUGGAACGGCAUGGCGCCGCAGGGACGGAGACGAGUAGUCGCAAUUCGGAGGUCAUCCACGCCGGCAUCUACUACCCGGCGGACUCGCUAAAGACGAAACUCUGCGUCCGAGGGCGCGAGAUGCUGUACGACCUCUGCGCGAAAAAAGGCAUUCCCCAUCGGAACACGAAAAAGUGGAUUGUGGCACAGAACGAGGAGCAGUGGGAGGUCUGUCUCAAGCUGCACGAGCAUGCGCAGUCGAUCGGCGUGCCGACGCGCUUUGUCGGCCGGGAAGAAGCGCAGCAACGGGAGCCCGAUGUGCGGGCGGAGGCGGGCAUUGUCGAGAGCGUGACGACCGGCAUUGUGGACAGCCAUUCGCUGAUGACGUUCUUGCAAGGCGACUUUGAAGAUCGGGGCGGCGAUUGCGCCUUUCAGACGGCGGUGACGAGGAUCGAGCCGCUGAAUGGUGGCCGAGAGGGAUAUCGGAUAUUUGCCCUGUCGCCGGACGGCUCAGAGGACUCGAUCACAGCAGACGUGCUGGUCAACAGCGCCGGUCACUCCGCCUGUCAUAUAAGCAACAUGGUCCUGCCGAAGGAGCGGCAUCGGACGCCGUACUACGCCAAGGGGACAUAUUUCUCCUACGCUGCGUCGCGGCCGCGGCCCAGUGUACUGGUUUACCCGGCCCCGGUGCCGGGCCAUGGCGGGCUGGGGACGCAUCUGACGCUGGAUCUGGCCGGACGGGUGCGAUUCGGACCGGACGUCGAGUGGAUCGACGACCCGUACGACCUGAAGCCGAGCCCAGCGCGGCUGCAGCAGGCGCUGCCGGAGAUCCAGGCGUAUCUCCCCGGCGUGGACGUGGACGCCAUCGCGCUGGAUUACUGCGGCGUGCGGCCGAAGCUGAGCCGGGGUGGCGCCAACACGAGCGGGAAGAGCUUCAAGGAUUUUGUCAUCCAGGAGGAGGAGGGCUUCCCGGGUUUUAUCAACCUGCUGGGCAUUGAGAGUCCGGGGUUGACGAGUUCGUUAGCGAUUGGGGAGAUGGUGGAGAGGUUGCUAUACGGUAGCACUUCAUGA
This is a messenger RNA of Rasamsonia emersonii CBS 393.64, 1473 nucleotides long. Its product is annotated as FAD dependent oxidoreductase. Gene Ontology annotation, cellular component: mitochondrion. The transcript has 5 exons. The coding region runs from base 1 to 1473 and encodes 490 amino acids. The record is from RefSeq and is a predicted model, not a curated record. NCBI's taxonomy places the organism in Eukaryota, Fungi, Ascomycota, Eurotiomycetes, Eurotiales, Trichocomaceae. Gene Ontology annotation, molecular function: (S)-2-hydroxyglutarate dehydrogenase activity; (S)-2-hydroxy-acid oxidase activity.